GCCCGAUUAUCCCCCCCCCACGUUAGCACGACCUUCGCCUUCUUUGUCCUCGUACAUUGGAACUCCAACACUUUCCCUUCCUUCGACAGUACCCAUGAUAACCAGGGACCUCUGACGGCUGUGGCCCACACGUGCAAUUAUUCCGGCGAUAUGUCAAAUAUGUGCUACGCUUUCAACCAGUGAAGUGGUUUUAAAGGACAAUUGACUGCCGAUAUCAAGCGUGCUUGUUAUCCGUGGACAUUGGCAGUUGAUAUCAGACACAAAGGAGACGUAAAUUUUGGAGAUGCACGGCUUGUGCAUGGCGAAAGGGUUCCCUGCUCUUUUCUGUUCGCGAAUCGCCGCCGGUUCUGCCUUCAAAGCCUCGCCAAUACCUAUAUAUGUGGGAGAAUAUGCUUCUGCGAACUGUUGGAGACAUCAAUUGAACUCGUAGUCCUUCACCGACUUUCAUGGUACCCCGUAACAGCAAGUUCGGCAGGAAGCGAUCCCAGAAAGAGGUGGAACUAUUGGGAAGGGCGAAUCUUCUUCUCGGAAGUCAGCUGUGGCUCGGAUAUCAACGGAUUGCUUCCGGCUCCUACGAGAGAGAAGAGGGCAAAGCGAGAAAGACGAGACGAAAGCAGCGAAUGUGAUGGAACAAAGCUUUAGAAGCAAUUCCACGGUUUGGUCCAAUGAUAACAUGACGGCGACCUCAAUCAUUCUCCGAGUCGUGUUUGGCAAUUGCUUCAAGAUCUGCAAGAAAAUGCUGAUGCUUUCACGGGUCGAUACCGGUAAACAUAAUCAUGAAUCGUCAAACUGCCACGGGUCCCUUCCGAGUCCCUUUGAUCCCAACAAACAUCUCCAAUAAUAUCCCCACACCCCGAUGAUACGGAAAUGUUAAGAGCAUAGUGGAGUACUAAGCGCUCUCAGCCGGACCAAUCAGCCUCUAGAACAAUGUCAUUCUUCAUUCCUGCUCCAAAGCCAUCUACCAAGCUCGGUAUCUAUCGUGUUCUGUCAUCUCGAGCUGGUGUUCGCGUCUCUCCCUUAUGCCUCGGUGCGAUGAGCAUCGGCGACAAGUGGGAGGAUUGGAUGGGAUCGAUGGAUAAAGAAUCCAGUUUCAAACUAUUGGACGCGUAUUUCAACAUGGGAGGAAACUUUAUUGAUACGGCUAACACCUAUCAGGAUGAGUCCUCAGAAGAAUUCAUUGGCGAGUGGGCAGAAAAACGCGGGAUCCGAGAUCAGCUCUUCAUUGCUACCAAGUAUACCACUCUUUUCAAGAAGGCAGACCCGAAGGUCGCUCAAAAGGUCAAUUACACUGGGAAUAACGUGAAGAGCAUGCACCUCAGCGUCAAUGCGAGCUUGAAGAAGCUCCGCACCGACUAUAUCGAUCUUUUCUAUGUACACUGGUGGGAUUACGAUACCUCUGUUGAGGAGGUCAUGGAUGGGUUGCACAAUCUAGUGGUCCAGGGCAAGGUGCUCUACCUGGGCAUCUCGGAUACGCCUGCAUGGGUAGUCGCACAGGCUAACCAAUAUGCUCGAGAUCACGGAAAGACACCCUUCUCUGUCUAUCAAGGGCAAUGGAGUGUCUUGCAGAGAUCUUUUGAAAGAGACAUCAUUCCUAUGGCGCGAUCCUUUGGUAUGGCACUCGCCCCAUGGGGUGUUAUCGGUGGAGGCAAACUCAGGACCGAUGCUGAAGAGCAACGAAGAAAGGAAAGCGGAGAGGAGGGCAGAAAGCGGGCUGGUACUUGGGAGAGGACGCCGGACGAAGCAAAGAUGAGUCGAGCAUUGGAGAAAGUCGCACAGGAGAUUGGUGCGAAGAGCAUUUCAUCUGUUGCAAUUGCGUAUGUAAUGCAAAAGACCACUCACGUCUUCCCGAUCAUUGGUGGGCGGAAAGUGGAACAGCUGGAGCAAAACCUUGAAGCACUUGACAUUACUCUGUCUGCGGAACAGAUUCAGUUCUUGGAGAGUCAAGUUUCCUUCGAUAUUGGCUUCCCUAAUAUCAUGAUUGGAGACGGAACUAAGCCCGUGUAUUUGAUGAAUAUGGCAUGCGAUUACCAGAAGAUUCCAAAGGCACAACCACUUCCUACACCUACCCUGUAG
Marasmius oreades (fairy-ring Marasmius) is the source of this 2073-nucleotide messenger RNA. RefSeq lists its product as uncharacterized. Lineage: Eukaryota; Fungi; Basidiomycota; Agaricomycetes; Agaricales; Marasmiaceae. The coding region runs from base 928 to 2073 and encodes 381 amino acids. The record is from RefSeq and is a predicted model, not a curated record. The transcript is spliced from 8 exons.